Salarias fasciatus (jewelled blenny) is the source of this 2084-nucleotide messenger RNA. RefSeq names its product peroxisomal NADH pyrophosphatase NUDT12-like. Gene Ontology annotation, molecular function: metal ion binding; NADH pyrophosphatase activity; protein binding. Gene Ontology annotation, biological process: NADP+ catabolic process; NAD+ catabolic process. The transcript is spliced from 8 exons. The coding region runs from base 70 to 1407 and encodes 445 amino acids. NCBI's taxonomy places the organism in Eukaryota, Metazoa, Chordata, Actinopteri, Blenniiformes, Blenniidae. The record is from RefSeq and is a predicted model, not a curated record. Gene Ontology annotation, cellular component: peroxisome; cytosol.
CGUGACCCUUACACAACAGGAAGUGGAGAGUACUGACAGAAAGGCGGCUCUCGAACCCGGGCUCCCAGGAUGGCCGACCUGCAGCUGAGUGCAGACGAGGAGAUGGUGGAGAGGCUCCUGGACGCUGCGGCCAGAGGAGACCUGGGUCAGGUGUCCUCCGUGCUGUCCCGCGCCCCCUCGCUCAUCGACCGGACGGGGAGCCGCGGCUGGACGGCGCUGAUGUUUGGAGCUCGUAACGGACACUACGACGUGGUGAAGGAGCUGCUGGACCGCGGUUGUGACAGGUUCUCAGUCAACGCCUCUUCGCAGACCGCCUAUGAUAUUUCCAAGUUCUGGGGCCACGGACACGUCUGCAGGCUGCUGGGCCGGACAGACGCUCCCGGAGAGAACUACUUCGGCAGGGAGACGCUGGACCGGCUCAGCGCGAGGAGGACCGACCAGGCGUGGCUGGAGGCCAGGCGGACGGCGGCCGACACCGUCUACCUGCUGUUCUCCAAGCUCAGCCCCAUGGUCAGCACGUCCUGCAGGCGGCAGGGAGGGCAGCCGGAGCUGCGGCUAUGUCGACUGGGACACGACGCCGUGAAGCCUCUGCUCCAGAAACCGUCCACUGUGCUCGUCUUUCUGGGAGUGGAGAGGACCGACCCCCCCUCCCCCUCCCGCCAGGCGGACGAGGCUCCCCGGGACCCUCCGGCCUGGUUUGCCGUCGGCACGGAGGAAGACGCCGACGAGUUUCUGGCAGGUGGCGGAGAAGAGAAGCGCCUGUUUCCGCGGUCGUCCCACCGAGACCUGCUGACGCUGAGCGAGGACGAAGCUGGAGUGGUGGCCCAGGCCCGCUCCGUCCUGGCCUGGCACAGCCGCUACAGCUUCUGCUCCACCUGCGGCGGCGGCACCCGCCUGGAGGACGGAGGAUACAAGAGGAGCUGCCUGAACGCCGAGUGCCCGAGCCUCCGGGGGGUCCACAACACCUGCUACCCCCGAGUCGACCCGGUGGUCAUCAUGCUGGUGAUCCAUCCUGACGGACAGCAGUGCUUACUGGGGAGGAAGAAGAUGUUUCCUGCUGGGAUGUUCUCCUGCUUGGCUGGAUUCGUUGAGCCGGGGGAGACCCUGGAGGAGGCUGUGCGGAGGGAGACUCAGGAGGAGAGCGGGGUGAAGGUGGGCCGGGUCCAGUACGUGUCCUGCCAGCCCUGGCCCAUGCCCUCCAGCCUCAUGAUCGGCUGCCUCGCCAUCGCCGUAACGACAGACAUCCGAGUGGAUGAGAACGAGAUCGAGGAGGCCCGCUGGUUCUCCAGGCAGCAGGUGAUGGACUCCCUCCUGGACGGAGCCCAGCGCGUCCUCACCGUUCCUCCCAGACAGACCAUCGCUCACCAGCUCAUCAAACACUGGAUUGGGAUGAACGCCAACCUGUAGCACGAACCUGAAGCUGCAGGUCGAACCGCCACACUCAGCAGACCGGGACUGGGAACUCGGAUCGGGGUUCCCCUCCGCCCGACUCAGAGAGCGGCAGCAGAUCCCAGCUGGAGGCUCCAGAGAUUCCGAGAGAACAAUGAUUUUAAUGGUGCUGAAAGUCUCCGUUUCAGCUUUAUUCUGUUUUUAUCCAACAUGUCCAUCAGUUUCGUGAAGCUCAGGUUGAAUCUGAUCUUCACAAUGUUUAAUGUGCAAUAAGUCUCUGAGAUGAAGUUCAACCAGUCAUUAGAUCAUGUCACAGCUUACACUCUGGAGUGUUUUCUGUUUCCAUUAUGAAGAUACAGUCCUGAAUGAUCAGGGAAGUGUUUUAAAGAUAAACUGGAGUUAAAGUUAUGAACCCCAAACACACACUCCUCCAGCUGAGAGUCCUGCUGAGUGUGUUUCAUAUUCUCAUCUCUGUUGUUAUUCAUAAUACCAGCUGUUUAGUUAAAAAAAACUAUUCCAUGCUAAUUUCUUUAUUUUCAGGACAAUAAAUCACAACUUGUUUGACAUUCCAUUUAAUUUUUUAAUCAUAAAGCGACAUGUAUAAAGAUAUGGAGCCACAAAGCUGCUACAGGACCACAGAAAAUCCUCCACUACCACUGAGUUUCCAAAGAUAAAUGUCUCCAAGAAGGAGAACA